Nicotiana tabacum (common tobacco) is the source of this 4110-nucleotide messenger RNA. The record is from RefSeq and is a predicted model, not a curated record. Lineage: Eukaryota; Viridiplantae; Streptophyta; Magnoliopsida; Solanales; Solanaceae.
GAAUAGUAAAAUUCUGAGCAAGAGGAAAUCAAAGUGAAGUAAGAAACAACAAAAGGUUGUGCGAAUACAUUUGAUUUGUAUCUCAACUUCUCUUAUUCUUUUUCCGCUUGCAGUUCAAGUUCAUAGCAGUUUAACUCUUUUGUCACAACUUCUGGAAAGACGGAGAGUCAUGUUUUUAGACAAAGAUUUGUCUAAACUGAGACAUGACUUUUUUAAAUUUCGACCCUCUAACAUCGAUGAUGUUUCAAGGGAUCGAUUGGAGUUCUUUCUAUGGGAGUUAAAUUUCCUGGAGGGUUUUCUCAGUCUGCAGAGCUUCACCUUCGUAGAUGUCCCGCAGAAAAUGAAAGAAAUUUGGAAGAAAUCCAUAACAGUACAGCAGGCUACUCUCCAAAUUAUCUUUUCUGGUUCUGACAGGGAGUGGUCCGCUGAUCCAAAUUUUGAUCCCUUUGCCUAUGACGUGCCAACGGAAAUUUGGAAGACUAAGCUCGAAUUUAGAUCAAAAUACUCCUUUCCCGAUAUAUCAUCAAUAGCAAUUCCAGCCAACAAGGAUGAUAUUCCUCCCCGCAAAUUUCUAAUGGAACUCAUCGAUGUUGUUAUAGAGAAUCUCAAUGUUUUAGUGCAGAUUGAUGAUCCUUGUUCGCUACUUUAUGUUCCGGAACCAAAGGAACAAUUAAAAGAGGUUUUGAAGGAGUUGAAUUUGCUGAGGUUUUUCGUUUGCUUUGUUUCAAACAAAUGCACAGAGCCAGCUCAAAGCGGACAUACUUUCUUCACUCACGUUUUAAUUGUGUCCAGCCACGCAGCAAUGGUUGCAUGGUUGUAUUUGCCCAUCCAUGGCAAGGAAAAUCAAGACGUGGCUCCUGGUGAAAUGAAUGCUUUGUUUUCUAAUCUCCUGCAAAUGAAUAUUAGGCCCAUUCAGCCAGGUAUUCGCAAAAUUUAUACAGAUGUCCUGUGCGCUUUGAAGUCGAUUAUACAACCAGGAUGGCAUCCCAAUAUUCAAAAUAAGCAUGUAACUGAAAGUGAAUUUGUGGAGGCUCCCGCACACAAUUUGAUGAAGCUACCCACUGUUAGUAAUCCUAGUGGGACAGUUUCUUCAAAUGAUCAAAUGGCAAUCCUUCAGGAUAUGCUCAGCCUUAUAAGAGCCAAUCUCAUCCAUCUGCCAAUACUAGGUCGUGAGUUUCAUUGUCAAGAUAUGGACACUGUUAUUGUUGAUGCCGGACUUCUUAUUUACUCUAUAUAUGACAGUGAGGGGGAGAAAGAAGGCAUGACGAUGGAGGAUGUUAACCAAGCACUUGGUCUUGAUCUUCCGGGAAACAUUCAGCCUGUCAAAGCCAUGAUAUACCUCAUCAUUCGAAAGGCGUUUCAAUCUAACUUGCCGAGGAUUCAUGGACUAGGCUAUGUUGAUUUCUUUUUAAACAACUUGAAGGAGUUCCAGAGCCGCCAUUCAGAUUCCCUCGCUUUUGUCAUGAACCAACUUCAAAUAAUUCAGAAGGAACUUGAGAGCUUGCAACCUUUUCUAAAGACUGUUUCACAAGACCAACACAAUAAGCUCAAGAUAUUUCAAGAUUGUGCUACACAGUUGAUUAGCAAAGCAUAUGAGGUGGAAUAUGUGGUUGAUGCUUGUAUAAGCAAAGAAGUUCCUGACUGGUGUCUUGAGCGUUGGCUCCUCGAAAUCAUAGAGGAGAUUACUUGUAUCAAAGCAGAGAUAGAAGAGAUUCAAGAAAAGAAAAUGUGUAGUUCAGUACUAGAUGAUACCAAUACUGCCACUAAUCAUAAGUCAUCACAAUGGGUUAAGACUCCAAUGGUGAAUCAACCAAUUGUUGGUCUCGAGGACAUGAGGAACGAAUUGAGAGACAAACUAACAAAAGGAUGCCGAGAACUAGAUGUUACCUCUAUUAUCCGUAUGCCUGGCCUAGGUAAGACAACUUUGGCCCAAAACCUCUAUUCUGAUGGUUCAGUUGUUGAACACUUUGAUAUUCUUGCACAAUGCUGUGUGUCUCAAGUGUAUAAACGUAUCGAUUUGCUUUUGGCCAUUCUGAACGAUGCCAUUGGCGAAAGCCCUAGCAUCUCUACUGAAGCUGAUGUAGCAGAAAAGCUUCAGAAAACUUUGAAGGCAAAAAGAUAUCUUAUCCUUAUUGAUGAUGUGUGGGAAGCUAGUGCGUGGGAUGAUUUAAGGCCUUGCUUCUAUGAUGCCAAAAAUGGAAGCAGAAUCCUUCUAACAACGCGGCAUCUUGCACUUGCCAAUUAUGCUACAUCUGUUAGUAAACCUGUUCAUCUCCGAAUAUUGAGCAAAGAUGAAAGCUGGGAGUUACUAAAAUCUAAAGUAAUUGGUGAAGAAAGGUGCUCCCUUUCCCUUGAAAAAGUUGGGCGACUAGUAGCAACAAAGUGUGGAGGGCUUCCUCUUUCAAUUGUUUUGGUGGCUGGUAUUCUGGCAAGGAUGGCGAAGAACGAAGAGAGUUGGAAACAAGUGGCUACAACUUUAAGUUCCCACAUUCACGGCGAUUCAAAGGCCAUUGUGGAACAAAGUUAUCAGGAUUUACCAUGUCAUCUUAAGCCUUGCUUCCUUUAUUUUGGAGCAUUUUUAGAGGAUAGAGUGAUUAAUGUUUCCAAGUUAACAAGAUUAUGGACCUCAGAAGGAUUUCUAAAAAGUUGUGAAGGCAAGAGGUUGGAGGAUAUAGCCGAAGGUUACUUGGAGAAUCUUAUGGGAAGAAAUCUAGUUAUGGAUGCUAAGAGGAGUUCAGAUGGUAAGGUAGAAGCAUGUCGCCUUCAUGAUGUAUUGCUCGAGUUUUGCAAGGAAAAAGCAGCGGAGGAGAAUCUUCUGCUAUGGAUAAUACGGGAUCACAAUGCCAAUCCUUCUUCCUGCAUUUACUCUCAUAAGCAGCAUGUGCAACGUCGAUUGGCCUUUUGUGAAGUGGAUAAUCUUGAAGAAUGGAGCUCUUCUUGCUCACAUGUUGGCUCAAUACUUUUCAGGAGUAAUACAGAUUUCUUUGCCCGAAUUUCCGUACCUAAACCCGCUUUCGCUAUUUCACGCAUCUUACGGAAUUUCAAGUUUCUAAAAGUGUUGGAUUUGGAGCAGAACGUUGUUAUUGAUUCUUUUCCAACUGAGCUAGUUUACUUGAGAUAUAUUUAUGCAGAAACUAAGCAGAAGUCAAUCCCAUCGUCCAUAUCAAAUCUUUGGAACCUUGAGACUUUGAUAUUAAAAUCUUGGGGACAAAUGUUGUUACCGGUUACUCUUAGGAAGAUGAGUAAAUUGAGACAUGUGCAUAUUAGUCACUUCUUCAUUAUAAAUAAUGCGGAAAAGUUACUUGAGGACUCCUCAAAAUUUUAUGAUUUGGACACUAUUUCUCAGCCAUAUUUUUCUUGUGUCGAGGAUGUUGAAUUGAUGUUGAGAAAAGCACCUAAUAUUCGGGAGCUGGAAUGCAAAUUCAAGGGUGUUUGCAGCUCUCUGUUCCCUGUAUUGGAUUGUUCAGCACAGCUUGUGACGCUACACAUUAUUGGUGAAGUCUUAGAGCUCCAACAUCGGUAUCCUGUAUGCAUCUCCGCAUCAAAUCUCAAAAUAUUGAAACUGUCCGUCUUUAGACUGGGCCACGAGCACUUAUCAAACAUUGGUCAGCUUCAGAACCUUCAGGUGCUAGAACUGCUAGCCAUUGAAUUUGACGAUGAAAAAUGGGAAGUGAGCGAUGACGAGUUCCCUGGACUCAACGUCUUGAAACUAAUGUUUUGUCGCAGUCUUGAAGAAUGGGCUGUUUCCGAUGACGCAUUUCCUAGCCUUGAACGCUUGUUUCUGCGUGGACUAGAAAAUCUGAAGAAGAUCCCUUCUUGUUUCGAAGAUAUCUCUUCUUUAAAGUCCAUUGAGGUAAGGGAGUGCAACGAAUCUGUUGUAAAUGCAGCAAGGGAUAUCCGAGAAAAAAUAGUUGAAGAAUAUCAAAUUGCUGAUUUCAAGCUCUUCAUCAAGUAAUCAGAAUUCAGAGUAGGAAGAAUCUGUAGCCAGAGCAAUUUGGAAGAUCGCUGUGUAAUUUUUCAUAAGUUUCUCUUUAAUUAAUUUUGUAAAAUUGUCCGUCAGUUGCUGCGUUCAUUUUAAAUAACGAAAUAAAUUAUUCAUUGAAUCCUUAA